Molecule: messenger RNA, 2914 nt
Organism: Syngnathoides biaculeatus (alligator pipefish)
Lineage: Eukaryota; Metazoa; Chordata; Actinopteri; Syngnathiformes; Syngnathidae
Product: solute carrier family 26 member 6-like
Exons: 19
Coding region: 148-2472 (774 amino acids)
Biological process (GO): transmembrane transport
Cellular component (GO): membrane
Molecular function (GO): secondary active sulfate transmembrane transporter activity; chloride transmembrane transporter activity; oxalate transmembrane transporter activity
Source: RefSeq, a predicted model, not a curated record
AGCAGUCACUCCCCCAGCCCAACAGCAGCAUCAGGAAGCGGCAGUGUUCAUCUGUAAAACAAAUGUGCAAGUUGUAUUUGUAAGACCGCCCUCAGGCACGACACUGGAACCGGUUUUACAUCCAGGAGAGACAAACCACACACCGACAUGGAGCACCGAGGACAUCCUCUUCACGAGUACUCCGUGCACCGUCAGGUUCUGGAUGAGUUGGGUCUGGAUGAGCUGGGGCAAAAAGGGAACUGGUCCACGGAGCCGACCUUCACUCAACGUCUGAGAGGCUCCACGAGAUGCUCAGUGGCCCGUGUGAAGGAAAUCGUGUUGAACCGGGUGCCCGUUCUUGCCUGGCUGCCGACAUACCCCAUCAGAGAAAAUGCAGUCGGGGACCUGAUCUCUGGCUGCAGUGUGGGCAUCAUGCAUCUACCGCAGGGCAUGGCAUAUGCUCUUCUAGCUUCUUUGCGCCCUGUGUUCGGCCUGUACACCUCACUUUACCCAGUACUGGUCUAUUUCAUCUUUGGCACUUCCAGACACAUCUCUAUUGGUACUUUUGCAGUGAUCAGCAUUAUGAUUGGGAGUGUGACAGAGCGACUUGCUCCCGACAGUAACUUUCUAGUCAAUCGUACAAAUGGGUCAGGAAGUGUAAAUGUUGAUGAGCGGGAUGCUUACAGAGUACAGGUUGCCUGCUCACUCACAGUCCUGGCAGGGUUGUUUCAGAUCCUGUUGGGAGUGGUGAGGUUUGGUUUUGUGGUCACCUACUUGUCUGAGCCACUGGUCCGAGGCUAUACCACAGCGUCAGCGUGCCAUGUGUUAUGUUCCCAGCUCAAAUACUUGUUUGGAGUUGCUCCAGCGCGCUUCUCUGGUCCUCUCUCACUCAUUUACACUGUGGUUGAAAUAUGCCGCUUGCUACCUCUGACGGUGAUACCGGAGCUGGUAGUGAGUCUGGUAGCGCUCACUGUUCUCAUUGUGGUCAAAGAACUUAAUGGGUGCUACAGGCAGAAGCUGCCCCUGCCCAUCCCCAUAGAACUCAUAGUGAUCAUAGCAGCAACAAUCAUCACUCAUUAUUGCGGCCUUUCUGCUAAAUAUGAAAUUGAUGUUGUCGGGGAGAUCCCGAGUGGGCUGAAGCCCCCCCGAGCUCCAGACGUGACGCUGUUCUCUGCGGUGAUUGGAGACGCUUUUGCUGUGGCCAUCGUGGGCUACGCCAUCACUAUUUCUCUUGGGAAAACAUUUGCUCUCAAACAUGGCUACAAGGUGGAUAGCAACCAGGAGCUGGUUGCUCUCGGACUUAGCAACACGGUCGGGGGCUGUUUUCAGUGUUAUUCCGUGACUUGUUCAAUGUCCCGAAGCCUUGUUCAGGAGAGCACCGGGGGAAAAACACAAGUUGCAGGACUGAUUUCUUCCUUCAUCGUUCUGAUUACGGUCUUAAAAAUAGGAUCUCUCUUUGAAGCGCUCCCAAAGGCUGUCUUAUCCACAAUAGUGUUUGUGAACUUAAAAGGAAUGUUUAAGCAGUUCAUGGACGUGCCAAUGCUUUGGAAGACCAACAAGGUUGAUUUGCUUGUGUGGCUGGUAACAUUCACAAGCACGAUUCUUCUUAACUUGGACUUGGGUUUGGCUGUCUCCAUUGGCUUUUCGAUGCUCACCGUUAUCUUCAGAACCCAGCUGCCACGCUAUUCAAUCUUGGGCCAAGUGCCAGCCACCAACUUAUAUUUGGAUGUAGACACAUACAAAGAGGCUAAAGAGAUUCCAGGAAUUAAAAUCUUCCGUUCUUCCUCAACUAUCUACUACACUAAUGCUGAGAUGUACAUGGAGGCCUUACAAGAAAAGAGUGGCAUUCAAAUAGGGAAGCUACUCGGCGAGAAGAAAAAACAAGCUUCAACACUGAAGCAACAGGAACAUAAGAAAGACAAAAAUGAGCCAAACCAGCAACAGAGGGUCAAUAAUGUACCCAACGGCACAUUCUCAUUGGUAGAAAAUAACAUCUCUGCAGAAGCGGAAGGACAUCCUUUUAAGAGUGGUGUAGCUUUGAAGCUAACAGAAUCUCCAGCUCAUGGGUCCAGUAAAGGCCAAGUGAACUGGGCUUACCAAUCAGACACAAUGCCUGACUCGACUUCCAAGACUAGAUCCGAGUAUUACGAAGCUGGUCAGGCUUCCAAAGACAGCGAUGACAAAAAAGGACAUGUCGACGAAGCCGGGCCUCACAGCAUCAUCUUGGACCUCUCAACGACCAGCUUUGUGGACACUGUUGCCGUGAAGACCUUGAAAAAUAUCUUCAGGGAUGUAAGUGAAAUUGGUGUGGAAGUCUAUGUCGCUGCUUGCCAAGCCUGUGUGGUGGAGCAGCUGGAAACAGCAGGUUUCUUCUCAGAGUCCAUCCCGAAGAGCAAACUGUUUGUCACCAUUCACGAUGCAGUGCUUCACAUCCUAAAUAAAGUGGGACAGAUAGACGUCAUUCUUGACGUUUCCUACAACACCAAAAUGUGACCACCAGAGGACAGCCUGUUCCCGUCCAGCAUCUUCCCCUCCCUGCUGCUCUUGAAAUGAUGGAGUUCCAUUGCUCACAAUUGGUCCACCUUGUCCCCUCCCCCUAUACAAGGAGAAAGUCCACCACCUCAACAUGGCAGCACAAUCGCCAUGGAAAUGCAUGGAGCCGUUGCUCCGACAACAAGCUUUUUGUUAUAUUGUCUAAUGAGAUGAACCAGCUUCUGUCACUGUAGCUCUCACAUUCUCUGUGAGAGAAAGAGAGGGGUUGAGUGGGAGAAUUCAAUACUGGAGUAAUAGCGCUAUAUAUUUAUAGCCCGUGUGAGACUAAAGAGAAGUCAAAAUGGCACUGAUAGUUCUGGGUCUCUCAGACGAGUCAAAUGUCCUCAUUAUACAACUCGAGUAUUUGUAAUUCAUACAGUCUUGUCACAAUAUGUGGAGGAUA